AUGCAGUCUCACUGUGCUCCCUCCUGUGUCAUCCCAAGCUGCAGGCCCACCCAUGCCAUCGGCUCCUGCGGUAUCGGCGGUGGCUAUGGCUUCGGCAGUGGCGGUUUCGGUAUGGGUGGCGGAUACGGCAUGUCGGGCUACGGUGGCGGCUCCGGGCUUGCCACAUCAGCCAGCAGCCUCGGUGUGGUCCCCGGAAUCCCCGUUUCUUGCAUCAGCCAGAUCCCCUCCUCCGAAGUGGUCAUCCAGCCCCCUCCGUUCUCCCUAACCAUCCCAGGUCCCAUUUUGGCCUCCAGUUGUGAGCCGUUGGCUGUAGGGGGUUAUUCCCCAUGCGCCUCCGGAGGCUACGAAAACAUGCCUCGCCCUUCAGUUACCAUUCAAGAAAAUGCAGUCCUUCACUGGCUUACAUGCUACAGCCCACAGACCUCCGGCCUACACAAUGCUAAGCCUUACCAUUGA
Thamnophis sirtalis is the source of this 456-nucleotide messenger RNA. The record is from RefSeq and is a predicted model, not a curated record. NCBI's taxonomy places the organism in Eukaryota, Metazoa, Chordata, Lepidosauria, Squamata, Natricidae.